Messenger RNA from Cygnus olor (mute swan), 1308 nucleotides. It is a transcript of the gene VPS26C, whose product is annotated as VPS26 endosomal protein sorting factor C. Gene Ontology annotation, biological process: intracellular protein transport. The transcript is spliced from 8 exons. The record is from RefSeq and is a predicted model, not a curated record. NCBI's taxonomy places the organism in Eukaryota, Metazoa, Chordata, Aves, Anseriformes, Anatidae. The coding region runs from base 68 to 961 and encodes 297 amino acids. Gene Ontology annotation, cellular component: endosome.
GCAGGUGGCGGGAGCUGGGGGUGGCGGUAGCUGGGGGGGGCGGGGAGGGGGAGCUGCGGCAGCAGCCAUGGGCACGGCGCUGGACAUCAAGAUCAAGCGGGCCAACAAGGUGUACCGCUGCGGGGAAAUUCUUUCGGGAGUUGUGGUCAUAACAAGUAAGGACACAGUCCAGCACCAAGGUAUCUCAUUAACAAUGGAAGGAUCAGUAAAUCUGCAGCUUAGUGCCAAAAGUGUGGGUGUCUUUGAAGCUUUCUAUAACUCCGUCAAGCCUAUUCAAAUUAUUAACAGCACUAUUGAAAUGGUAAAACCAGGGAAACUUCCCAGUGGCAAGACAGAAAUUCCUUUUGAAUUUCCAUUGCAUGUAAAGGGCAACAAGGUUCUGUAUGAGACGUAUCAUGGUGUCUUUGUUAAUAUUCAGUAUACCCUACGGUGUGAUAUGCGGCGUUCUCUGCUGGCAAAGGACUUAACCAAGACUUGUGAGUUCAUUGUCCACUCCCUGUCACAGAAAGGGAAACUGACGCCAAGCCCUGUAGACUUCACAAUUACUCCUGAAACUUUGCAGAAUGUUAAAGAGAGAGUCUCACUUCCAAAAUUUCUCAUCAGAGGUCACCUCAACUCUACAAACUGUAUCAUUACACAGCCGCUAACAGGGGAGCUGGUUGUGGAGAAUGCAGAAGCUGCAGUGAAAAGUAUUGAGCUGCAGUUAGUACGCGUGGAAACCUGUGGGUGUGCGGAAGGUUACGCCAGAGAUGCCACAGAGAUACAGAACAUUCAGAUUGCUGAUGGGGAUGUCUGCAGGGGCCUACCCAUUCCUAUAUACAUGGUGUUCCCCAGGUUGUUCACCUGCCCCACGCUGGAAACAACAAACUUCAAAGUUGAGUUUGAAGUGAACAUUGUUGUCCUUCUGCACGAUGAUCAUCUUAUCACAGAGAACUUCCCCCUGAAGCUCUGCAGGAUGUAAAUAACCAGAGGAAGAAUCACUUAAAGAAUUUAUUGAAAAAGGAUGAAAUUAUUCAGAGACCAAGUGAAACUUUUUCUUUUUUUUUUUAAACUGAAAACACAGCACUUCCUUCUCCCUGAAGAUAGUUCUUGGGCUUUCAGUCUAUAGAUCUUUCCAAAGACUCUGCUUGUCUUACAAUAGACUGUGUGGAUGUAUCUAUCUGAAGAGCCUUGUCAAGUGUCUUUUUGUCUUCAACAGCCACCUCUUCCCCCAUUUUUGGUCAACCAAAUUGUGAAAGAAUGAUUUUUGGAUAUUUCUACAGCUUGUAGAAAUCUGUAAUAAAUUUCACUGCUUAUUUCAUAAUGCAA